CUUCCUUUCACUUGUAUUGUGCAACCUUAUUUCUUGACCUAAUGCUGCCCUGCGCCUUGUGUGAGACUCACUCGUUUGAUGUUUCCAAUCAUCGAUCGUGGAAACCACUGAUCAAUCAGUGGUUGGCAAUCCUACUUCCGCCUCGUUCAGGUUCAACGAAAUCGUCUGAGUUCUCGGACUUUGAUCAGAUUGAGUAGCAAAUCGGAAAGAUGGCUUCAACACAGCGUUUCAUCCACAUUUGUUGUUUUGCCAUAUUUACAGCAACUUUGUACCACAACGUUGCAAAUAUCUUUAUAAAUGGUGUAACCAAUUCUUACGGAGGUAGAUUCAAGUUUUUGACAUUCAUCAACUUGGUUAUUUCGGUUCUUUACUAUGGCCUAGCAUUUGUUUCAGAGCUGUGGAGCGUUCUGUUCCAUAACCCGGAAGUAGGAAACAACCGCACUGUGUUGAAGAAAUGGCGAGAUACUAUUUUCGGUUCACUUAUUUUCCCCUUAAGUGCGAUCGUGACUAUCGCAUUCUGGGGUGUAAUGGUUGUGAACUCAGAACUCAUGUUGCCUAGCCGCUUGAGACACAUGAUCCCAGUUCAUGGAUUAUACAACCAUUGUGCGCAUACAGCGCCGUUCAUAUUGUCAUUUAUCCAGAUAUUUUUGGUCAGGCACAAAGAUUUCCCUUCAAGAAUAAAAGCUUCUUUUGGUUUCACGCUAUUUUGUAUUGGGUAUGUCAUUUGGAUAUUGUGGAUUGCUUACAGAGCUGAUAUUUGGGUUUACCCUGUUCUCAAGGUUCUUGGUUGGUCCGGAAGAAUUUUAUUUCUAGGAACUGCGUACAUGCUCGGAUUGACGUUUCUUUUUGUUGGCCAUGCAAUCAACACUCAGCAACACAAGAAAUCAUCAAAAAAGCUUCAUUAGACACUAAUAGCACUGUUAAAGAAUUAAUUUCAGGUCUCUGAUUGCUGCACAACAAAUUUUUUCAUUGGUAAAUCAAUUAUUUCUUAAGUUUUGUUCUAUUGCAAAUAAAUGUUGUAUGGAGAUUGAGAUAGUGGUGUAAUAGAGCAGUCUUGGCCCAUAAAAAUGAAAUUUAAUUUGUAACAAAAAACGUU
Molecule: messenger RNA, 1096 nt
Organism: Rhopilema esculentum
Lineage: Eukaryota; Metazoa; Cnidaria; Scyphozoa; Rhizostomeae; Rhizostomatidae
Product: androgen-induced gene 1 protein
Cellular component (GO): membrane; endomembrane system
Source: RefSeq, a predicted model, not a curated record